Messenger RNA from Cherax quadricarinatus, 501 nucleotides. Lineage: Eukaryota; Metazoa; Arthropoda; Malacostraca; Decapoda; Parastacidae. The record is from RefSeq and is a predicted model, not a curated record.
UGCACUGUGUCUCAUCUGGGUGACCGAUCAGUGACGUGGAUGAGGAAGAGAGACCUACACAUUCUCACCGCUGAUGUCUACACAUACUCUGCUGAUGAGAGAUUCCGGGUUCUUCACCCGGAAAACUCAGACGACUGGACGCUGCAUAUAAAGUUCACUACCGAACGUGACGCUGGUGUUUACGAGUGUCAAGUUAACUCAGAUCCUAAGAUCAGCCGUAAAGUUACACUCACUAUCAAAGAUAGUCAGUUGGACGACCCACUACACUACGGGAUAGCCACUACGGAUACUAGUGAGUUUACCUCUGUAUCUCUGUACCUCUGGUAUGUGUCUCUCUGUAGUCAUGUAUAUGCUUCGCUGUAUCUCUGUACCUCUGGUAUGUGUCUCUCUGUAGUCAUGUAUAUGCUUCGCUGUAGCUCUGUACCUCUGUUGUGGAUACCAUUCAGGUGCAGUAUCCUUGAUGAUGUUGCAGCGUCCUUGAUGAUGAUGCAGCGUCCUUGA